Messenger RNA from Rhopilema esculentum, 4774 nucleotides. RefSeq names its product dynein axonemal assembly factor 11. The record is from RefSeq and is a predicted model, not a curated record. Gene Ontology annotation, cellular component: cytoplasm. Gene Ontology annotation, biological process: outer dynein arm assembly. Gene Ontology annotation, molecular function: protein binding. Lineage: Eukaryota; Metazoa; Cnidaria; Scyphozoa; Rhizostomeae; Rhizostomatidae.
ACAAGAUGAACAAGGCCUAGUUACCCGUUUCCAUGAAAACACACAAAAGGGUUAUUGCAGUCCUGGCUUAUAAUUUCAGUAAUGGUGCGAAUAACUGAAGAUUUGGUUAGGAGAAGGGCAGAACAUAAUGAUUAUGAAAUAUCCUCUCUCGAAGAGUUGUCACUUCACCAACAGGAUAUUGAGAAAAUUGAACAUCUCGACAAAUGGUGCAAAGAGCUGAAGAUAUUGUACCUGCAGAGCAACUUAAUUCCUCGCAUUGAAAAUGUUGGAAGAUUAAAGAAACUGGAGUACUUGAACCUUGCCUUGAAUAACAUAACAAAAAUAGAGAACUUGCAGGGCUGUGAAUCUUUGAAAAAGCUUGAUUUCACUGUUAAUUUUAUUGGUGAGGUUACUAGCAUUGAGUCAUUGAGAGGCAACGAGCUUUUGAGAGAAAUGUAUCUGACUGGAAACCCAUGCACACAGUAUGAAGGUUAUCGUGAGUAUGUGAUAGCAACACUGCCACAGCUGCGACAACUUGAUGGAAAAGAGAUUGAGAAAUCAGAGAGGAUUGAGGCAACUCAAGAAUAUUCUGCUUUGAGAGAUUCUAUUCUUCAACAGCAAAAACUGUAUAUUGCAAAGAAAGAGAGUGAAAAAUUGGGUGAAAGUACGAAAAAAGGAGGCCCUGGUUAUGAUGGGCGUUGGUAUACAGAUGUUGAUAAUUGUAGUAGUGACCAAAAAGAUAAUGAAGAAAAAGAAGAAGACCUGUCUGAGGAUGAAAAAGAAAGAAGGUAUUGGGAAGAAGCAACAUCAUUCACACCAGAAAGUCGCAUAGAAAUGCACAAACACAUUGAGGAACAACAUGAGAAGAAGAAUCAGAAAAAAUCUCACUACUUUCAUGAUGACCAAACUAAACGUACCACAAGAUUUUUUAAAGAAAACGGGGACCCAAUAAAUGUUAACACAGCUAAAAUAAGCUUCACUUUGAGAGAUCAGGAGGAUGAAGGGCUUAUUAUUUUAGAUGUAGCAUGCUACAAACAUUUAGAUACUUCAUUAAUUGAUGUUGAUGUACAACCAAAGUAUAUCAGAGUUGGUAUUAAGGAAAAUAUAUUACAGUUGGUGUUAAUGGAAGAAGUGAACGCUGAUAUGGCAGUAGCAAAAAGAUCACAAACAACUGGACAUCUUGUUAUUAGUAUGCCAAAAGCAUCUGGGAUUAUAAAAAGGAAUACAAUAAAAUCUAACAGUAAUGCAGACAAAGCAGAUAUCAAUGAACAAAACAAGAAAAAACUAGUUAAAAAGGAAGGUAUUUCUUUAAAUGACUUGUGCAGCAUUGUCAAAGUGUCUAAAGAUCACUCAGAAAAGAACAGGGGAAAUCAACCAGAGCAGAAACUUGAUGAUAAUUUUAUUGAUGACCCUGAUGUACCUCCAUUGAUUUAACCAAUCAAGCUUUCAGUUUGAAAUUAAUUACAGCAUGUUAUCAAAUUAUUCUUCAUUGCCCAUUUUCUAGUCAUGUUGUGAACCUAAAACGUUUAUUCUCAUUGAAAUUUAAGUUUUUUUGCUCUGUCAUGCAAUAUUUUUAAUGUGCAGAAAAAAUUUGAAGUGUUUCUCAUUAACAUGUAUUAAAAAACUUGCUAGAUUUAGUCUCUUUUUAUUGGCUAGGAAGAUCAAAAUUGAUCGUACGCAAGUAGAACACUCCGCAGUAACUUGCUGUGAACAAUCUAAUAAAACAUGCGAUUCUACAAUCGAAGCCUGUGCGUUGCCAUGACCCAAUCAACCUCAAUAUGAAAAUCAAACUUUCCCUGAGCAGCGUAAUCAGAGAAUAACUUAUCAUGUGUUGUUACACACAAAACUGCUCCACAGCUUUUUAUAGCCUCAUUUUCUUCCUCUCUUCACUCUUCUUGUCAUUUUCCAGUUUCCUCUUUCUUUUCAUCUUAUUCUUCUUCUUCUGUGUCCACAAAACAUUUUUUCCCCAGGAAAUAGAGCUGGCUCAGUUCUGGCCCUUCGGAGAGUGAUGUAUCUUUAAUCUUCAUCGUGUAAAGAAAAUUAGUGCUGUUUUCUGUUAUUCUUCAUCAGAAAGUUUUCAGGGGCUAUCAAACUAUUUUAGAACAUGUAUUGGGGCCAUGAAGAUUUUUUUAUUUCUAGCAUUGGGCUACAUUAUUUUAAUAUAAAAUUUGAAUUCUUUUCCACCCCGGUCUGUUUCAUACUUUAUGACAGCUCCCUAAGUUGGUCAAAAUUUCCCUCCUUGCGAUAGGCAGUCGAAAACAUUGCUAACUGUAAAUGCUUCCAAAUAGUUUUGCUAUAUAGGCUAUAAAAAAUGAAAAAUACCUCCUCUAAACAAGAGUUUAUGACACUCUUCAACUCUACUUAUUGAGCUGACAUCAAAACCGGAGUGUACGCCGAAUAUUUUUGUGCCUAAGUAAAUGGAAUGCACCCUGACCAUCAAUACAACAGCUUCUUGUUAUUUACAUUGAUGUGCACUCUGAAGCAAAGGUCGCCCUUUCUUUCUUUCCCCAACACAUGAAUCCUCCCCUCCUAAUUUUUUUCCAAAAAUAAAUAAUCAAUGUCUUUCUGAGAAUCGCCAAAUUGUCUAUUCUGAGUGGUACAACAAUUUGUUAAAUUUUAGUCUGGGAGAUGCAUUUUUAGCCAUUCUAGAAGGCUUGCUUUCAAUAGUUUUCUUCCGCGUCGGACCCAACUAUGAUGGGUCCUCCUAUGUCACUAAACUUUAUUAUUAGCCCCCCAGAUUCAAUUUUGAUAAAAUCCCCCAUAAGCAUUGCCGUAAAUAGUAAAUAGACUAUGGCUAACUUUAGUUAAAAAUCUGAGGAACUGGUAUUCUGGAUAUAAUGAACGAGUUCAAGGGCCCUCCAGCCGGUAUGUAACAUCAGUGUAAUUGAAUAGAAUGUCUUUUGAUUGGUAUUUUAUGUUUUGUCGAAAUUGCUGGACACUUUACCGAACCACAAUCGAGAAGGUCAUCUUCACUUUUGUGCUGAUUACAUAAUUUUUUCAAUUUAUACUCGCAAUUUUAGUCAAAUUUUAUUCAUGGAAUUUUGUACCCAAGUUGCAAAAAUUGAUUUCUCUCCUAGAAACCUAUGCUUUUAUAUAACCACGAUGUAUAGAUAGGGCGCAAGAAUCGACUUGGCCACCCCAGGGAAAACAUAGCCACCCUCCCCCACCCCACCGUUAACAUCAACCAGUUUUAUGCAAAAUAUACCACUAAGUAUCCACCAUGAUCAUAACAAGAGAGGAAAGUGUCGAUGUCAAGUAUGUUCUUGUUCUUCAUCAACGUAAUACUAUCUUCCACUAACGAGUAUCAAUAAUUCUAUACUUUCUUUACGAUGUAUCUGUAUUGGCUUGUAAAAGUGAAGUUGAUUGGGAACGAAGUGUUUUCGAAAUUUAAGCACCGCAUUCUUCUACAAUUGUUGUUUUUUUUAAUUUUGACAUUGGAACAGCUGAUUGUUACCCAUUCUUUCUGCGAAUAACUGAUUCAAGUCUCGAAAAAAUAAACCCACCUCGCCACUGUCUUUAACAAAACAACUAAUAGUUGUACAAAGACGAAACCUUGAUCAUUGUGACAAAAAUAUGAAAUAUCUUGAUGUAUUGAUUCAAUAAAGGAUAGUGAUCCGCCGAUCUCAAGCAGACCCAUUGAGUAAACGGAAUUAAUAAAAAAUGUUAAAACCAUCGGGGGCCUACAUUUCUGGACAAUCUGCUCGGGGCUUCUGAGAUUUGUCCAGGCUACCCGCUGGGUUGUUGUGGCACUGGUUAUACGCACUAACGUGCAUAACACAGUGGUCAGGUAUAGCCUGUGCUCCAGACCCCUAACUUGAAAGUAGGUCUUCCUUUAAGUUAAAGGGUCUGGGACACAGGCUAGGUCAGAUAUUUUCUGUGCUGGAAAUUAGGAUUAUAUUUUUAGUGGUCUCGAUUCCAAACACAUCGUUUUAUGUCCCAGCCAGAGUAUGUGUUAAGCCUAGCGAAAGCAUUCUUGAACAGAUAACCAGAUGAAUUUUUUCGCUUUUUAAUCUGGUACUUGAGGCCGAAAAUAAUGCGUUGAUAAUGUAUUGAAUCCAUUUAUUUGAUGUUGGCACCAUAAAAAUUUCAAUAAUUGUUUGCCGUUAAGAAAGAAACUAUAAUCACACGGGAUGCGACCUCAACAAUCCAACCUCAGGGAUUUAUAGCCAUACCCUCACCUGAAAUACGGUAAACAUUGAGAAAGUCAGAUAAUAUUGCAGGAUUUAGCAAGCCACUACAGCAAAGCCCUACAUCGAAAAACCGCUGUUGUUUGAAAAAUAUUGUGGCGAUCAUAUGAAUGGAUUUAUGUUCUGAUACUUGAUAAAUUAGAAGGGUGGAGUUACAAUCAGCACAGGGGUGGAGUCAAAAUACUAAAAUACAUUUCAUGUGAAUCGGAUUAAAAGACUAUACUUUUUGCAAGUGCAAGAUUAAAAUACGAGAUAUAUUUGAGCAGAAAAGGCUAAGAAUUUAACUAUGCAUCUUUUUAAUAAAAAUCUAAACAUAAGAGCUGACAAAGAUAAACAUAUGAUGAGACAAAAGCAUGGCAACUACAUGUCAAAAAACACUCAGGAUCAAACUUAUUCUAUAAGCACUCGUAAAAAGCUCAAAUUAGCCAACAGAGAGACAUCUGCUUGUGUGCGUAAAACUUUUCGACAAACGUUUCCUCAUCAAAAGUAGGCGUUUUCUUCCCAGUCGAAUCCAAGCCAACUUUCCCGAACACAUAGGCCUUCCCUUUCGGAAUCAAUGGCACGCAGUUACAGUCGUUGUUUUGUUUCUUCUUGAAUAUUGUCAUCGA